Molecule: messenger RNA, 1047 nt
Organism: Exserohilum turcica Et28A
Lineage: Eukaryota; Fungi; Ascomycota; Dothideomycetes; Pleosporales; Pleosporaceae
Exons: 2
Coding region: 1-1047 (348 amino acids)
Source: RefSeq, a predicted model, not a curated record
AUGGCUUCAUGGAAUAAUAGUCAGGUAUACAUGCCCGGUUAUCACACAGACGCGCUGCCUCGCACGCGCUACGCACAGCAGGGAGUAAGCGGUGCGGAAGCAUGGGAUAGCGAUUUGAUAUCUGCGUUUUCGGGAUGCGAUGAGCAAGGUCAGUUGGAAAUUUUUUACCAACAGCAACAGCAGCAGCAGCGGGAUGCGCAGCAGAUGUCUGGUCCGGGUUAUCGAUGGAAUGGGAGUGAAUAUCAGUGGUGUUUGGGCGACGUCCAGUUUGUCGGGCUGCAUGGAUUGGAGCGGGAGCCGGUGCAGUGGACAUACAAUCCUUUUGUGACGCAGGCGCACGACUAUGCGCAGCCAGCGAUGCAGCCGUGGAUGCAGGGAGGCGUGGAAACGGCGCCAAUGAUAUAUGCUGGGUCCCAUGUCAACGACACUGGAGUCACCGCGAGACAGCAGGCUUGGGAACCCAUGUACGCGUCGUUCGCAGAAGCCCGGGCUGCCAUUCCGCAGGUAGACUGGCGGUGUCGUGCAAACGACACUACACUUCCCCAGAGCGACGACGAACGCCAGGACUACGUGAGCCAGCUGCUCACCGCACUCAACAGCGUGCACGAGACGAUUGGGGCGCGUGGCGCAAAGUUCCGGAAGCGGUGGUUUGACCCUGUCAAAGGCGUGUCGACGUACUACUCGCCCGCCGCCAAGGAGACGUUGUGCUGGGUGAUACUAGCCAAGGCUGAGAAGCUACACAGGCUCGGUCCCAGCGACGCGUUUUUGAGCUGCGAUCGCAAGUUCUGGACAGCUGUCAAGCGGACGCGGGACUGGAGCUUUGCGGAGCGCAUCGACAGGAUUGCUGAAGUGCUGGCGCGCUCCAAGAGCAAGUGUGAUGGCAUGUUUGCGGGCAGUGGUGUGCAGCUGGUGGUGGGAAACCCGGGGAAGAUGCUGCGAGCUACAAAGGCGGAUUUGAAGCAGAAUGAGAGGAAGAGGGUGAUGUUGGAGGCGAGCAGACGUGAUCAGAGGCCGGUGAAGAGGGCGAAGACUACUCGGCGGGACUGA